Messenger RNA from Helianthus annuus (common sunflower), 1789 nucleotides. Its product is annotated as uridine kinase-like protein 1, chloroplastic. NCBI's taxonomy places the organism in Eukaryota, Viridiplantae, Streptophyta, Magnoliopsida, Asterales, Asteraceae. Gene Ontology annotation, molecular function: kinase activity; ATP binding. The record is from RefSeq and is a predicted model, not a curated record. Gene Ontology annotation, cellular component: chloroplast; cytoplasm. The coding region runs from base 28 to 1491 and encodes 487 amino acids. The transcript has 13 exons.
AAAGAAUAAAGAACGGUAAAACAGCUUAUGAGCAACGCAAAAACCCCACACACUCACUCCCUUUUUAAUCUAUUUUCCAACGACUCUACGAUGACGACGGCGAUAGACGCCGUGAUGGAGGCCGCUUCCGGUCCUCAUUUCUCCGGCCUGCAUCUCGAUGCCGGAUUCCAUUCUUCUCCAAGAUCUCCGUCGACCUCCAUUCUUGCUGAAUCAAUCAAACAGCCAUUCGUCAUCGGGGUUUCUGGUGGUACUGCUUCUGGUAAGACGACGGUUUGUGACAUGAUUAUUCAACAGCUUCAUGAUCACCGUGUUGUUCUUGUCAAUCAGGAUUCAUUUUAUCGUGGGUUGACUGCUGAAGAAUCUAAACGGGUCCACGAGUAUAAUUUUGAUCACCCUGAUGCUUUUGACACAGAGCAAAUGUUAGAGUGCAUUGAGAAGCUCAAAAAAGGAAACUCGGUACAUCUUCCAAUAUAUGACUUCAAAAACCACAGGCGAUGUUCUGAAUCCUUCCGCCAGGUUAAUGCAUCUGAUGUAAUUAUCUUGGAGGGAAUACUGGUUUUUCAUGAUCAAAGGGUUCGUGACUUGAUGAAUAUGAAGAUAUUUGUAGACACAGAUGCUGAUGUUAGGCUUGCUCGUAGAAUAAGGCGAGACACAGUUGAGAGGGGCAGGGAUGUAAAUUCUGUGCUUGAGCAGUAUGCAAAGUUUGUUAAACCUGCUUUUGAUGAUUUUGUUCUUCCCUCAAAAAAGUAUGCUGAUGUCAUCAUACCAAGAGGAGGCGAUAAUCAUGUGGCAAUAGACUUGAUAGUGCAACAUAUACGCACAAAGCUUGGUCAGCAUGACCUUUGCAAAAUAUAUCCCAACAUAUAUGUAAUUCAAUCAACAUUCCAGAUUCGGGGCAUGCAUACUUUAAUUCGAGAUAAAGAGAUAUCAAAGCAUGAUUUUGUAUUUUAUUCGGACCGGCUAAUUCGACUGGUUGUGGAGCAUGGCCUUGGUCACUUACCAUUUACUGAGAUGCAGGUAGUCACUCCGACAGGAUCGGUAUAUAGUGGAGUUGACUUUUGCAAAAAACUGUGUGGUGUCUCUAUCGUUCGAAGUGGUGAAAGUAUGGAGAAUGCAUUGCGUGCAUGUUGUAAAGGCAUAAAAAUUGGAAAAAUCCUUAUCCACCGUGAUGGUGACAAUGGGAAGCAGCUUAUCUAUGAAAAGCUCCCAACAGACAUUUCAGAAAGACACGUGCUUCUCCUUGAUCCAGUUCUUGCUACAGGUAAUUCAGCUAACCAGGCAAUUGAGCUACUGAUACAGAAAGGAGUGCCAGAAUCACACAUAAUAUUCCUCAACCUCGUCUCGGCUCCAGAAGGAAUACAUUGUGUUUCAAAACGGUUUCCUUCAGUGAAGAUAGUAACAUCAGAGAUAGAUGUUGCUUUGAAUGAAGAGUAUCGCGUUAUACCUGGUCUUGGGGAAUUUGGUGACCGUUACUUUGGUACCGACGACUGACUGAUGAUAAUAAGAUGAUUAGUGAUUGGUAUAAGUGACAACCAACCGUCAUGAAGUUCUUUUCCCUCUUUUUAAAAUUAAUCAACGUAAAGGUACUACUCCUACGAUGGAAGAAAAAUGACAUUUGUUACCAUUUGAUGUGUUUAAACUUGGUGUGUUUGGUGGCAUUUAUUUAGUUAAUAUUAGAGCCGCUGGGAAGGGAAUUUACAAAUGCAGAAUUGUUUCGAUUUAGUAUUCUUUUACCAGCUACAAUUGUUGGUUCUCUGCAUCUUUCCCUAGGUUUAUAUUUUCUUCUUAA